Molecule: messenger RNA, 1081 nt
Organism: Drosophila simulans
Lineage: Eukaryota; Metazoa; Arthropoda; Insecta; Diptera; Drosophilidae
Product: dnaJ homolog subfamily C member 17
Exons: 2
Coding region: 93-992 (299 amino acids)
Biological process (GO): spliceosomal complex disassembly
Cellular component (GO): spliceosomal complex
Molecular function (GO): nucleic acid binding
Source: RefSeq, a predicted model, not a curated record
AGCUGAUCCAGUAAACAAUUGCAAAUGUUUUAUUUGCAUUUUUGGACCGCCGGCUGCAGUUGUGAAAUAAGUCUCGUUGCUGCUAAGACUAAAUGGCUAGCAAAAAGUACAGUGACGUGAAUCUUUACGAUCUUCUGGGCAUUUCCCUCGAGUGUGAUCAAAAUGAGAUACGCAAGGCGUACCGCAAGAAGGCCCUCGAGUGCCAUCCCGACAAGAAUCCGGACAAUCCGAAGGCAGUCGAGCGCUUCCAUGAAUUGUCCAAGGCCCUGGAGAUCCUCACGGAUGAAUCCGCGCGCGCAGCUUACGACAAAGUGCUGAAGGCCAAGAAGGCGGCGGAGCUAAGGACUCGCCAACUGGACGGGAAGCGGCAGAAGCUGAAGCUGGAGCUGGAGGAACGCGAACAGGCGGCACUGCACAAGCUGGCGAAGAGCAGACCAUACAGCACAGUGACCAAAAGCGACGAGGAGGUGCUGCAGGAGCAGAUCGAGCGGCUGCGCCGCGAGGGUUCCCGCCUGCUGGAGGAGGAGCAGCGAGCCAUGCAGGAGCAGUUCCGGCGCAAUCACGCGGAGCAAAAGAAACUGCAGCAACAGCCGGUCCAGUUUGAUUCCGCCCAGCAUCGCAUCAAGAUGAAGUGGAAGGCCGAACCCGGCCAGGAUUACACACAGCAAGAUCUGCUCAAGUAUCUGAAGAAGUACGGCGACGUGGUGGCCCUGGUUGUCAACAGCAAGCGACGCGGACGCGCCAUGGUGGAGCUGGCCACGCGCGAAGCCUGCGACAUGGUCUUGGCCUACGAGAAGGGCGAUCCCGCCAAGCCGCUGCACUUCGAGUGGGUAACGCCGCCGGCAGCAGACAAGCAGACACCCAAAUCGGCAACCACUGGGUGCAGUGUGUCGCCUACCGACUACGAGGACCUGGUCAUGCGAAAGCUGCGCCAAGCUGAGGAACGUAAGAGGCUCAUUGAGCAGAUGAUGAAGGACGACGAGGGCGAAUAAAAUUAGAUUGAGUUAGGCUAAACAUUAAAUUUACUUUUAAUUAGGCUAAAAAAAAUCAAUGAAAAACUAUGCUUCUGAUUUUACAUUUA